Molecule: messenger RNA, 1133 nt
Organism: Medicago truncatula (barrel medic)
Lineage: Eukaryota; Viridiplantae; Streptophyta; Magnoliopsida; Fabales; Fabaceae
Exons: 7
Coding region: 165-815 (216 amino acids)
Molecular function (GO): protein binding
Source: RefSeq, a predicted model, not a curated record
UGAUAGGAAUAAACAAAACAAAAUUUUACAGCAUAGAAAAGAGGUGAAGACAAGCGAUUUCAAUUCCCUCAACCAAAAAAAAUAGCGAUUUCAAUUUUGAAGUGGGAGAGUGAUUUCAUAAGUUUUUAUUUGUGAAAAGCUUAAUCAAAAUCCAGACAGCGAUAAUGGCGGAUGAAACAGAAGAACUUGAACCCUUGUUUGAUUACAGUCGCGUUCAACCCAAUAUCGUGUGCCUCGAUGAUGAUGAAGACGAUGAUGUUGUUGCUUUUCCUAAGAAGAGAAAAAAGAAUUCUAAGUCUCAGCAUGUAGUUGAGAAUGGGAAGAAUACUAAGGUGGAAACAGUGAAUGUGGUGGACCUUGAGGAUGAUGAUUGGUUACCUUCGCCACCAAGGGUCACUGGUAAGGCCCAUAAGAAGACCGACGAGGAGGAUUCAACUUUGAAGAAUUUGAGAUUGAAGAAGCAGGAGCUUGCCGCUUUUGCUGAAUCAGCAAAAAAAAUGUUGGAAACUGUUGAGAAUUCUGUAGAAAUUGAAAAUUCCAAUUCUGUGGACGACGUAAGUGAAAAAACGUCAAAACCUUCUGAACGAGCAAAGAUUCUCAUCUCUGUUCAAGACAAGGAUGAAACAAAGCAGAUUCGGAUGUACAUGGAUGACAGGUUUGAAAGGAUUAUUAAAACUUACGCAGAGAAAAUGAAGUGUGAUCUGAAACAAAUUGUGUUGUCAUUUGAUGGUGAUAAAAUAAGUUCAUCUCAAACCCCUGCCAGCCUUGAUAUGGAGGACAAUGAUAUUAUUGAAGUUCAUGUGAAAUCAAGUUGAUUUAGAUCUUCAACCAUGGAGCUGAGAUUGACAUUUUGGGGCCUCGUUCUUGGAUUUACAUCUUCGAGCUUUUUAUCAAUUUUUACUGGAGAAAAACUAUUCCAGUUUUUUAAAUAUAGAAGACCUAAUUGUACAGCACAUGUUUUGACGGAAUGUCUUGGAACACUUUCUAGGUAGAAGUUUCUUAGGUGUAUGGUAUAGGUUUGUCAAAAUGUAUAAACGCUUCUAUUGAUGUUGUGCAUUAUGUUUGGGAUUUUGCAUUCAGUUUGGUUAACUGUUCAAUAGAUUAUUUUUGAGAAAGAAACUCAAAUUCAAGCA